GGACAAGGCGUGGGCUGGGGGCGGGAGGGACGAGGAAGGGGGGCUCUGUCUGCCCUCCGGGGGCUGCUGCUGCCGCUGCGCGUGGUGGAAGUGGCUGCUGGCGCUGCUGCUGGCCAGCCUGUUGCUGCUCGGACUGCUCUUUGGUCUCAUUGCUCUGGCGGACCAGGUGAGGAAGCUGGGCGAACGGGUCACUGCGCUGGAGGGCACCCCCUCCUUCGCCAAGCUGCAUGACCGGCGGGGGAGGGUCGGCCUGCUUUCGGAGGAGUCUGGCUCUCGCCUCGGUGAAAACCGCCACCUCCACAACCGACAUCGAACGCAACCUCUGGGACAAGAUCACCGCCAAACUACAGACCCGGGAAUACCGAGAUUCGGUGAGAGGCGAACAAGGGACAGCAGGGGUUAAAGGUGAUCCUGGAUUCCGCGGAAUGGAAGGCACGACAGGUCACCCCGGGACACCCGGACGGGAUGGUGAGAAGGGACAAAAAGGAAGCACAGGAGAACAUGGAGAGAAGGGAGCGAGGGGUUCUGUGGGCGAAGCUGGGCUGUCUGGGAGGGGCGAGAAGGGAGAGAGAGGUGAAACGGGAUUCCCGGGGGUCACUGGAAUGAAAGGUUCGACGGGACAACAAGGCUCUCCCGGCCAUCUAGGUCCUCCAGGUGCUCCAGGUUUCAAGGGCGAUUCAGGAUCUCCAGGUCCUAAAGGUGACAGAGGGUCGGAUGGAUCUCCCGGAGCGAAAGGUGACACAGGGGAGAGAGGAGCUCGUGGGCUGCAAGGUGAAGCUGGUCUCAGGGGUCUUCCAGGGGCCAUCGGAGAGCCUGGACGGAAGGGAUUGACUGGUGCUGCUGGUGUAAACGGACGUCAAGGACUCAGAGGGGAACAGGGACCACGAGGGUUACCAGGAAAUCCAGGGGACCCAGGGGCACGAGGAGAGACUGGUCCUCCAGGGAAGAUCGUCCGUGCUGAAGGGAACCACAACACGGUGUUGGUGCCAGGACCUCCCGGACCCCAAGGAGCACCCGGACCACCCGGCCGAGCAGGGGAGAGCAUUGCCGGACCCCCGGGACCACAAGGAUCCGAAGGCCAGAAAGGCUCUUCAUUGGCCGGACCCGCAGGACCCCCAGGACCUCCAGGAACCCCUGGAUCAGAAGGACGUCAAGGAUACAAAGGUGACCAGGGUGAACCAGGACUGCCCGGGCUCGCCGCACGAAGUGGAGACUCGUUCCGACUGGGACCCCCCCGGACCAGCUGGACCCCCAGGACCUCCAGGACACAAGGGCAACCAAGGUGACCGUGGGGAGAUCGAAUCCCGGGCGCUCCCGGCAUUCCUGGCCGGGGGGGGCU
This is a messenger RNA of Leucoraja erinaceus (little skate), 1339 nucleotides long. Its product is annotated as collagen alpha-1(XI) chain-like. NCBI's taxonomy places the organism in Eukaryota, Metazoa, Chordata, Chondrichthyes, Rajiformes, Rajidae. The transcript is spliced from 23 exons. Bases 228 to 1286 code for a protein of 352 amino acids. The record is from RefSeq and is a predicted model, not a curated record.